Myxocyprinus asiaticus (Chinese sucker) is the source of this 18140-nucleotide messenger RNA. RefSeq names its product otogelin-like. Bases 2735 to 12157 code for a protein of 3140 amino acids. Gene Ontology annotation, cellular component: extracellular matrix. The record is from RefSeq and is a predicted model, not a curated record. Gene Ontology annotation, molecular function: protein binding; alpha-L-arabinofuranosidase activity. The transcript is spliced from 56 exons. Lineage: Eukaryota; Metazoa; Chordata; Actinopteri; Cypriniformes; Catostomidae. Gene Ontology annotation, biological process: L-arabinose metabolic process.
AUUAUAUGAUUAAAUAGUGCUGCUCUUUUUUGUGCGUGCAUGCCAAAACCUGUAAAAACCUAUAGAUAAACCUGCUAUUUUGUGAGGGAAAGAAAUAUGUUGUGAAGCUAUACUGUGCUAAAGAAAUAAUGCUUUUCAAGACAGAUACAGUAAAUUUUUCGUUCAUUAUUCUCUCUGUCUACCUCCCUGAUACAGUUUGUUGAUUUGAGUGCGAGCCCACAGUCACGCCUCCAUUCAUGUCGACGACACGGAGGGAGAGAGGAAGAGAAGGAAUUUCCUCAAAAAUAUCCACAACAAAAUGACGAGGAUUUUGUUAUAAUGGUUCCCUAUCAAUUCAGUCAGAAUGCUGCAUCAUAGCUGACACUAUGGGUUAACCCCCGCAGGUGUAGCCAAUCUCUGAAACUCUUUAAAAUCUCACCAGUUUUAAUUGGCAGAUAGAGCUUUGUGCUCCGCCUUCCUCGCACACGUAGCGGGCAUAUAUAACAGCGGUGCACAGUGCUAUCUCUUCAGAAUUUUCUCCUUCAGGGUGCCGAUAAUCUCUCUUUCGUACUCUGGAAAAUUGGAUUUUCUUCUACAAAGAAUCAUCGUCAAGGUUUGCACCUCUCACAGCGGGUGGAUCAGAGUUUCUUCAACACCCCCCCCCCCCCCUGCGGUGCUCCGGCUAUAGCGGAUACUCUUCACCGUUGAACAGCAGUGUUGGAAUUUUUCCUCCUGUGGACAGCGGGUGGACCAGAUAUCUUCACCUCUUUUACCUCAUCACAGUGCUGCCAUUUGGCUUAUCCCUGGCUCCUCGCACAUUCACGAACUGUGUCAAUGCGGCACUCACUCCAGUGAGGCUGAGCGGUGUUCGCGUCAUGAAUUACCUCGAUGACUAGUUGCUCUUAGCACAGUCAGAAAAACAAGAUGCAAACACAGAGACUUGUUUACUCAAAGUGUUUGUCGCUGCCAUAGCAAACGGAUAUAUCCCACUGGGCAGUCUAUCAAUAGGUAGACACCCUUUGAUUGUGAAAUUCUUAUGUGGCGCGAGGCAGUUGAGACCGUUUCGCACCACUACCGUGCUGGUUUGGGACUUGGCGUUUAUGUUAAAAGCACUCACAGGCCUGCCGUUCGAGCCACUGGAUUCAGUGAGCUUACGUGUACUCUCGCCUUGGCUUCAGUAAAACAUGUGGGGACCUUCAAGCGCUGUCGGUCAAUGACUCCUGCUUAGAGUUUGGACCAGGCUUAUCAAAAGUCAUUCUUAAACCCAGGAAAGGCUACGUACUGAAAGUUUUGACCACUCCCCUCAGGGCGCAGGUUAUUAACCUUCAGGCUUUCUUUUUCAGGAUUUUUAUUGUGUAGUGAUUAUAAAAGUAGGUUUUCAGAAAGAUAUUUAGUCCCUUUCUCAACAAUAUAUUUUAGUUAAUGGGAAAAGACUUUUGAUAAUGAAAUUACUGCAAAAUAUUUGUUUCCCUAUAAAAUCUGUGAUAGUUGCACUUUCUUUUCUAAAUAAAAUCUAACAACAAAGAUAUAUGGUCAAACUUUCAAACAAUACUAUUUGGCCCUCAUUUGUUUAUAAAGAAAUCACACAAAAGGUUUUGCUAACUUGUGCAAAUAAUUUGUUUAUUUUCAUAAAACACGAAGAUGACAGGGUGGACAACAACAUGACAGGAUGGACAAAGGCUUAAAUGGGUGAACUAGAAGAGAACACAAUUUAUUAAACAACAGGAAACCCUUAAGCAAUACAAAGUAUGAUUUCAGGAAUACAUUUUCUACAUCACUGUAAUUGGUCUUCCACAUACUUCCAAAAAGACAGCUCAAUCUGUAGAGAGUGCCUGUUCAGAGCUUGUGGAUCUGGCAUUAGGCAAAGUAUCUGCCCAUCAUGGUACCAAUUAUGUCCUCCCGGGGACCUGGCCAAAAUCACUUGUUUGUGCCAUUGCGGUGCAAACACUUAACUUUCACACUGUGCCCUUCCACAUCCAUGAUGACACCUGGGAAGCCUUCAUUGUCAUAAUUAACGACACACCACUCUCCAAUGAAGUAUGCUGAUUUUCUCUAACUAACUUUAGAAUUGGAUCAAGGUGGGCCCAGAUGGCCACAGGGUCGUGUCUUCUGGAGGGUGAUAUGGAGCAGAAGGUGUGCGGUGCCUGUUCACCUGCAGUGUAGAGCACUCCAUUGUGCAGAAUGGCCUGCUGGUGUAAGCCUCCAAAAUGCACAGACUGGAUUUCUUCACUGUACUUGCAUGAGUAAUUUUCACUAAAAUCCACAUGCAAGAGGCACUCGUUGCGCUUCAGUUUCCUUCUGAGCUCCCUGUAGACGUCAAACUGCCAUUUAAUGUUGAAAACAUGGUGUCUAAAAUGCAGAAGCCUCUCCUGGAAUUGUGUGUUUAGGUCUUCCUCUGUUGUUGUUAUUUCCUUUUUGUUUUUGACAAAAGGAGUUAAUUGUUGACAUUUUCUCAUCCUUCUUUGUCAUCCACUGAGAUAAACAAAUGUUCUCUACCCAUAAGUUUUCAGCAUCGGGUGACAAGUGUGGAGGCAUUCCCUGAACUCACCAUAAGCACAGACCUUGGCUUUGGGGUCGCACAUGGUUGCUUCAGAUAUUUCCUCAAUAUUUCUUGAAGCAUGGUUCUGCAAGGCAUUGGCCAUAAAUUGCAAGUUGUCAUGUUUUUUGCAGAGAUGUGUCACGGUCAGAGGAAGAGCAAAAGGGUUUGAGAUGGCAGAAGGAGGUGUAUGACAAGGUGGUUAGAGAGAAACUUCCUAUGCAAGUUCCUCAUUGUAUCGGUAAGCAUCCUCUUCUGCAUCUUUGUCUUCAGCCGUGUGACUGUUUGUUUGCGGCAGGUCGUCAUUCGACUGACAUAAUCUCGAAUAAAAAAGGAUGUAACUUUCUUUUUAAUCUCAGUUCGAUUGAUGCACUUCCUCCCACAGCAGCACAUAUCACGUUGGGCACUGAAAGACUGAAUUUAACGGUCCAGCAUGAUUUGAAAAACGAGAGCAGCAGGAUAAUGCUGGAGAAAUGGGAUCCCGCUUUCCAAACGGAGCAGCAAGCUUUAUUAGAGAGCAACACAUCAUCAGCAGAGCAAACAGAAGCCCAGAAGCCAUCACCCCGCAGAGCCAGUGGUGAGUGUCCUUGUCUGAAUGGUGGUCGGUGUGUCCAUCCAGACUCCUGUAACUGCACUUUAUACCAGGCCACUGGAACACACUGCCAGACAGUCGCCAACCCAGGCUUUGAGCGAGAGAUGACAUGCCGCUCAUGGGGACAAUACAACUAUGAAACCUUUGAUGGACUUUAUUACUACUUCCCUGGAAAAUGCAGCUACACAUUACUGAGAGACUGUGAAGACAACACUCAGUCCAGUGUGCAUAUACAGGUGCAUAAUGACCCAAAAUGCAGUUCUUUCCCGUACUUCUGUACACGUUCAGUCAGCCUCUUCCUGCCUUGGGAGGGAGAGAUUAGGUUACAGAACUCCAGUGUUACGUUCAAGGGUCAAAGUGUGCAGCUGCCUCAUAACAUCCAUGAUGUUGAGCUGGAGCGAAUCUCUGACUACAUCAUAGUAUCACAGCCACAGGGUUUCACACUGGCCUGGCAGGGACUCACUGGCUCUGUGUACAUCAAGACGAGCCCUGAGUUUGUGGGACGCACCUGUGGACUGUGUGGGAAUUUCAACGCUGACAUUCAGGAUGACCUUAAGACCAGCUAUGGUGUUUUGACGCAGGAUUUGGCUAUGUUCGGAAACAGCUGGGCAGAGGAGGAGCCACAGCUAGCCAGAUGUCCUAUUGUUCCCUCUCUUUAUCCCUCACCCUGUGCCACUCAAGAUCCUCAUGUCCUAUUGAAAGUGGAGGAGGUGUGUGCUACCCUACUGAAGGAGCCGUUUAAGUCCUGUCAUGAGUUUGUCAGUCCAAAUUCAUACAUGGCCAGCUGCUCCAAUGACCUCUGCCUUUCCGGUCCCAAUGGUGAUGUUGUGUGCCAGGUGUUCACAGAAUAUGCCAGGGCAUGUGCCCAUGCUGAACAUCCACUGCAUAACUGGAGAGCACACUUUCCUGUUUGUGAUGUUGAUUGCCCUGGUGAGCUCCAUUUCAGAGAGUGUAUCACCUGCUGCCCUACACAUUGCAACAUCGAACACAUGUGCAUAGACAGCAAGCUGCAGUGUUUGGAUGGCUGCUAUUGCCCUGAUGAUUUGAUCUACGAGGACGGAGUGUGUGUUAAGGCAUCGGACUGUCCAUGUGAGCACCACGGUAUGCUGUACUCCUCUGGACACGUCAUACAAGAGGACUGCAACAACUGCACAUGUGAGGGGGGAGUAUGGAACUGCACUGAGCACAACUGCCCAGGAGAGUGCUCUGUCACAGGAGAUAUGUUCUUCCAGUCAUUUGAUGGCCGCAUUUACACCUUUCCUGCUACGUGCCAGUAUGUUUUAGCCAAGAGCAGAAACUCUGGCAGGUUCACUGUGACCAUUCAGAAUGCACCCUGUGGAGCCAAUCUGGAUGGUGCUUGUAUACAGUCAGUGAACCUGGUGGUUGAUGAGGAUCCACGCACUGAGAUCACAAUGAGCCACAGUGGAGAGGUUUUUCUGGCAAGCCAGUUCAGGAUUUCACUGCCAUAUUCAGAUGAUGUGUUUCAGAUCCAGGAGCUGUCCUCCAUGUUUGUUCAGGUGAAGUCAUCGCAGGGUCUGCGGCUGCAGUAUAACUGGAGAGAGUUCAGGCUAUACCUCCAGUUGGAGGAACACUGGAGAGAUGAUACUGUGGGGCUCUGCGGGACCUUUAACGGAAACAUUCAGGAUGAUUUCCUCGCACCAUCUGGCAUGAUCGAGAGCACACCAUACUUGUUUGGAAAUGCAUGGCGUGUUUCUUCAGCAUGUGUGCCACAGCCCAGCUUACCCCAGCUCGACCCCUGUGACACUCACCAGCAAGCAGCCCCCUAUGCAGUGGAGAAGUGUGACAUGCUGAUGCAGGAAGUGUUUUCUGCCUGUUACGAGUAUGUAAGUCCAGUGGCAUUCCAGCUACAAUGUCGUGCGGACGUAUGUAAGUGUGGAGCGCCGUGCCUUUGCUCCAUCAUUGCUCACUACGCACGGACCUGCAGGAGACACAGUGUCAUCAUUGAGUUCCGCACACACCUGCCUGAGUGCGCCGUCUCGUGUCCGCCUACUAUGGAGUAUGGAGUCUGCGUGUCUUCGUGUCAGCGUCGCUGCCAGUUUCUGUCUCUUCCACAGCCGUGUGGGGAUGAGUGUGAAGAGGGGUGUGUUUGCCCGGAAGGAACAUACUUCAACAUGCACACACACACCUGCGUGCCACGGAGUGAGUGUCCAUGCAGUUUUCUUGGUGCUGAUUACUCUCCUGGAGAUGUGAUCAUGACAUCAUCAGGUGUACAAAUUUGUCAAGAUGGAAAACUUGUUUCCCAGAGCUCAAUUAUUGAUACGCUGUGUCCACCUGGGCAGUUUUAUGAGGAUUGUGGGAACAGAUUGGAUGAACUCUCUGCCAGUAAAGGUUUAGCUUGUGAAAAGACCUGUGAGUCAUAUUUACUCAACCUCACCUGCUCUGCCCAUGAGCUGUGUGUGCCGGGCUGCGUCUGUCCUGCAGGGCUUCUAAAACAUGGUGAUGAGUGUUUCGAGCCACGUGCAUGCCCAUGUUUAUGGAAAGGGAAGGAAUAUUACCCAGGAGACAGAGUGUCUUCCCCCUGCCAUCAGUGUGUGUGUCAGCAUGGCACGUUCCAGUGUGUGUUCCGCCCAUGUCCAUCGAUGUGCACAACUUAUGGAGAUCGACACUACCGAACAUUUGACAGUUUCCUGUUUGAUUACAUUGGUGCAUGCAAAGUGUACUUAGUAAAGAGUUCGGUAGAUGUAGUGCUGACUAUCACAGCAGAGAAUGUUGACUGCUUUGAGAGUGGCGUGAUCUGCAGGAAAUCUCUCCUCAUCUCCAUCGGUCGCUCCUUCAUUGUGUUUGAUGAUGACACCGGCAAACCUAACCCAUCCAGUGUGAUUGACAGGCAGAGAGUAUAUAUUUGGCAAGCAGGAUACUACACCGUUGUACAUCUGCUUGGGGAAGAUCUUACCGUGCUUUGGGAUAGAAAAACUACCAUCCAUAUACAAGCUGGACCUCGCUGGCAGGGCAAGCUUUCUGGUCUUUGUGGUAAUUUUGAUCAGAAGACUGCAAAUGAGAUGAGAACACCAGAGAACAUUGACUCAUCAACACCGCAGGAGUUUGGCAACAGCUGGACAGCAGCAGAGUGUGUGAACAGUCCUGAUAUAAGGCACCCCUGCAAUUUGAAUCCUCUUCGAGAGCCCUUUGCAAAAAGACAGUGUGGGAUUCUGCUCAGUGAAGUGUUCCAGGUCUGCCACCCAGUGGUAGAUGUCACAUGGUUCUAUAUGAACUGCCUGGUGGACACGUGUGGCUGCAACCGUGGAGGAGACUGUGAGUGUUUCUGCACAAGUGUUUCAGCAUAUGCUCACCGCUGCUGCCAAAAGGGCGUGACCAUUGAUUGGCGCUCUCCUUCCAUCUGCCCUUAUGACUGUGAAUACUACAACAAAGCUUUAGGGAAGGGUCCUUUCAAACUGUUGACCUACAGAGAGAGAGGCACACUGUUGGCAGCCAAUUUGUCAAGUGGACUGGUGUACCCAAAGAGGGAAAUAUCCAGUUCUGAUGAGGUUUUGACAUUGUUCAUGAUGACACCAGGCCUCACCAAAGCCAGACUACAUGAUUCAUCACUGAUAUCAUUUGAGGCAGCAGACAGACCCAACUACUUUUUAAGAGCAGAGCGCAAUGGCCAGCUGAGACUGCAGAAGUGGCAAGAGACAGAGGCUUUCUGGGAUGCAGCUACAUUUGUGCAGCACAGGGACACAUGGGUCUCAGGCUUUGAUUCACUAGAAUCACUGGCACGGCCAGGAUUCUUUAUGCAUUUCAUGCAGUCCAGAAUCCAGCUUUUGAAAUACAGUCACUCAGACCGGUACCGCCAAGCUACACUGUUCAGACUUACAGGUGCUACACCAGACUAUCCAAUUGGUCCUCGGUGUCAGUGGGUGUAUGAGUCAUGUGUGAGUCCAUGUUUUAGGACAUGCAGCGACCCAUCGGGUCUGAGUUGUAUCAGCAUCCUAAAGGUGGAAGGGUGCCUGCCGCAGUGUCCGAGUCACAUGGUUCUAGAUGAGGUCACUCACAGAUGUGUCUAUCUGGAGGACUGCAUUAUGCCUGCUGUUGUUCCUCCAUUCACACCAUCCAGUUCUACUGUAACAUCUGCACACUCCUCUGAAAUUUCUACCUUGAGCAGUCCAGCAGUUUUUAUAUCAGCCACUACCAAUGCUAGCACCCCAGCAUCUACACCUACUACUCCCAUGUCAAGCACAGAAAAGAAAACAUCUUCCGCUGUCAGACCUGAGGUUGUGGAGACCAUUACCACAUUAACAACAUCCUCUCCCUCCACAAGCCCGCUGGCUUCCACACAGAGAACCACUAGAGAGCCAAGCAGUACCCACAGUCCCACUUCCCCCACCACCAUGCACUCUAGCCCUGUCUCUGUCUCAGCUUCUCUUCCAUUAACCUCUACAACAAGCAGGCCAUCAGAAUCUUCAACACUACUCAUCAGAACCACAACUGUACCCUUACUGCCUACUUCAAGCCCUGUUCUGUCAUCUACCUCAAGCAAGGAGCUGACAAGAGUAAGCACUCUACCUGUGCUUCCAGUUUUGACCAGCAUGAGCCCCACAGAAGCCACAUCCCCAACAGACAUAGUGCCAACUCCACUCACUUCUAGUACAGAGGCUCUCAGAGUCUCAGAGGCCUUCACACUAACGGAAAAGACCACAACACCCACUGUGACUUCUACUGGUGGCACACAGUCUGCUGCAGAAAUUAUCAGCACAACAAAGCUCACUUCACCAUCAACCACAACACCUAUAUUAGAAUCUAGUACCUUUGUCACCACAACAAAUCUUACCUUGUCAGCUUCUCUACACACUCUGAAGACAACCCCUGAGAGCACCUCUGAAACCCAGAAACCUUUGAAGUUGGAAACUAUUUACACUUCACCUACAGAAUCAUUGUCCACCCACAUCCCUGUUGAAUCAAAAAGCUCUCCUGUUGCAUCACCGCCUUCAACUCAAACCACACCUUUUGCUUUUUCAACCUCAACAACCUCAAAGCAACCUGAAACUUCAAAAGCAACAGUGUCUGUCUCAACAACUGUCCCAGCAACCAGCAUCAUCACAGUGUCAUCCCCUGAAUAUGUGCCAACAGAAACCACAGAAAAAACAGCAUAUCAGCCAACAUCUUCUCUGUAUACCUAUCCUGCUGCUCCAACAACCGAGAGGACAUUACAGACUGAUUGGAGAGUAACCCAAACCAUGUCAACUCAAUCUGUGCCACCAGAAACAUCCCAAACCAGUGUGAGGACAACAGAAACCCCACUUACCACCUACACCACCAUCCCAUUCACCUCAGUGACUGCAGAGGCAACAUCAACACUGCUCACAUCCCAUGUGUCGCUCACUGACAAAACAACCUCUAGAGCUAUGUCCAUGUCAACAACACUAGGCCCUACAGAGUCUCACUGGGGUUCGGUUUCCACCACUACUCGCCUCACAGACAAAGUCAGCACUUCCCCACUUCAUCCACCUUAUUCUAUGACCAGAACAACUACACUUCAUGAGAUCUCCUCAUCAUCACCAUCCACACUGGCAACAGCAACCUCAAUAGAUCAAUACCUAACAAAAAUCACAGAAAAAACUGUCACUUCUGAGGCAUCUUUGCUAACUUCCACCACAACUGAGAAGGAGGUUGUUUCCACCACUCGAACAUCCACAAUCACACCCUUAAUUGUAUAUCCUGUCACAGAGACAACUCAAGUUUCUCCUGACACGGAAAGAACUGUGCCGUCAACUGCUGCAAUGACACAGACAUCAAUAGAGCAGAGUGAGAUCUUCAGCACCCUGCCUUCCAGAAUUACACCAAAAAUCAUAACCCGUGACACACCAGUCCUGACCUCUCAGGUGUUUGUGACUACCACACGACGAGAAACUCCAAGAGAUGUGGCCACGACCAGCAUUUCACCUGCGGCCAGGAUUGAAACUACAUUAACAACACAACCUACUACCUUUUCCACAGAUAAAGUGACCACUGUUUCCACAGAUACAAAUACUACCAGUAUAUCUGUUGCUACUACAAGCACACAGACAUUGCACAGUCCCGUAACCACCACUGAAAUCACCACUGGAUCUACAGAGCACACCAUUGAAUCUCGUCCAACCACAAUACUCCCAUCAUCAUCAACUGGAACAGCUACGUCUGCUCCAAUAUCCAGUUUUGCAUCAGAUGUUACCCAGACUACUAUUUCCACAUGGCUACCUGCGUCCCCCACUGUCACUGAGAGUAUUUCUGUCACCUCUACUGAACACCCUCUGGUAGAUGAACAUAUCUCAGUCACAGCUAUGUCACCUGCUCCAGACACUGGCUUAACAACACUUGCUUCAUCUCUGAUGACCAGGCCUUCCUACACUAUUGAAACAGUGCACUGGAUGACGAGGCAGACACCUACAGUUCCCAAAACAACGUCUCUCACACACAGUGGAGUGUGCACUUCUCCAUAUUCAGAGGUAGUGGAUGAAUGCACUAAGCUUAUUUGUGUGAGUGGCCAGUUGCUGCUCUUCAAUAAGUCUCAGAGCUGCCCUUAUGAUCCUACGCCCCCAAACUGUGGUCUUCUUGGCUUUGCCGUGCUGGUCAAUGGUGACAAGUGUUGUCCACGAUGGGACUGCCCAUGUCGUUGUUCAGUGUUUCCAGAUCUCAAUGUGAUCACGUUUGAUGGGUACAGUGUCGCAAUAUAUAAAGCUGCUUUAUAUGUGGUGACUCAACUUCCCAAUGAGACUGUCAGCAUCCUGGUACAGGAGUGUUCUGGACCAGAAGACCCUCCUUUGUGGAACUUUACCAAUUUGUGUCUGGCAGCUUUAAACAUCACUCACAAAUCCAACGAAGUUCUCAUCAACCGCCUGCAGAGACGUCUCUAUGUGAACUCCAGGUAUGCAAAGCCACGGUUUAAGAAGUUUGGUUUUGAGAUUCUGGACACAGGAAACAUGUAUCUGAUCCGAAGUCCAGCUGGCCUGAAGAUCCAGUGGUUCCACACUACAGGCAUGAUGGUGAUUGAGAUGGACAGUUAUAACAACAGACUUACCACCAUGGGCUUAUGCGGUAGUUGUGAUGGUAAUCCAUUGAAUGAUCUGACUCUGUCUAAUGGUACAGUUGUGACUGAACAAGAGGAUCCAGCCAUAUUCAUCGAUAGCUGGCAGAUUCCCAACACAACAAGCUACAUCAGCCACAGCAGAAAGAGGGAGGUCAACUGCACUACAAGCGACUGCUCCCAGUGCAUGAGCAUGUUGAACAACCAUACCUUCACCAUCUGCCAUCCUUAUGUCCCUCCAUCAACAUUCUGCGAGAUGUGGGUGAGAGAUGUGGAGUAUGUGAAUAAUCCUUGUGUUGCUCUGGCUGCUUAUGCUGCAUCUUGCCACAAAUUCAACAUCUGCAUAGAAUGGAGGAGCGCUAAUUUCUGCCCAUUUAUGUGCCCAGAAAAUCUGCGGUACCAGGCAUGUCUGCCGACCUGCACUGCCCACUCCUGCCCAAACCAAGAGUUUGAGUUUGUCCCAGACCAAUGCACGGGCCUUUCGGAGGGUUGUGUGUGUCCAGAGGGAACUCUCCUACACCGGCCCUAUUCUGCUCUCUGCAUUACACCCAGCAAGUGUGCAUGCACUGAUAGUUUUGGAACUCCACGGGCACUGGGCGAGGUGUGGAAAGCCUCUCUGGAUGGCUGCUGUAUGUAUAAGUGUGAGAACGACAGCAUUGUGCCUGUGGAGUAUAACUGCAGUAACAUCCCUCAGCCAGUGUGCACCCGUACAGGAGAGAUCAGCGUCAGCCUUACAGAUGACAGAAGCUGCUGCCCUCACAAAGCCUGUGUUUGUAAUCAGAGUAUGUGUGAGAUGGCCCCUGCAGACUGUAAAUAUGGGGAGAAGCUGGUGUCAUAUCAUAGGCAGGACUCCUGCUGUCCAGAAUACAUAUGUGAGUGUGAUCCUGAUCAGUGUGUCUUGGACAUCCCUGAUUGUCGAGAGGAUCAGAUAUUAAUCGCCACUCGUGCUGAAGGCAGCUGCUGUUUGGCCCACAUCUGCAUUUGUGACAAAUGUUCGGAGGGAGCUCCCGUGUGUCAAGAUGGAGAACUCCUGAUCGUGGACACAAACAGCACGGAACGCUGCUGCCCAGUUUAUCACUGCUUGUGUGAGACCUCUCGAUGUUUAGAGGUCACAUGUCCAGUUGGCAUGGCUUUAGUUUCCUCAAGGAUUCCAGAACAGUGUUGUCCAGCACAGACAUGUGAAUGCGCAUGUGAGAAAAUAAUUCGCCCUAAAUGUUCUUUGGGGGAGAGUAUGAAGUUAGACAGAUCAUUUCUGUCUGAUCCAGAAAACCAGUGUAGCUGUAAACAAUUCAUGUGUGUGAGAGAGGCAGUGUGUGUGGAUGGGCAAAGGGGAGUGAUGCGGCCGGGACAGACAAUGGUCGAGCAACGUGAACAGGGUGUGUGUUACACUACACAAUGCACACACACUCUGGACUCUGCCACAGGUUUCUAUGUCUUCAAAGCAACCAGCACUAACUGCACUGCACGCUGCCAGCCUAACCAAAUUUACAUCCCUCCUAAAGACCACAGCAGCUGCUGUGGGGUGUGUAAGAACAUCUCCUGCCUGCACCAGAGUGACAAUGGAUCUGUAACUAUGUACAAGCCAGGGCGCAGCUGGGUGUCUGACUGCAUGCAAUAUGACUGCAUAGACACUCUGUCAGGACCUGUGCUUGUCUCCCACCACUACAGCUGCCCCCACUUCAAUGAGACAGAAUGUAUGAAGAUUGGCGGCACUGUUGUGAGUUACAUGGAUGGAUGCUGCAAGACAUGUAAGGAGGAUGGAAAGUCUUGUCAGAAAGUGACAGUGAGGAUGACAAUUAGAAAGAACGAUUGCCGUAGCAACAGACCAGUCAACAUAGUGUCAUGUGAUGGAAAGUGUCCAUCUGCAAGUAUUUACAACUACAAUAUCAACACAUAUGCACGUUUCUGUAAGUGCUGCAGAGAGUUGGGGCUGCAGCGCCGUUCAGUCCAACUCUACUGUAGUGGAAACUCCACAUGGGUCAGCUACACCAUACAGGAACCAACGGACUGUUCCUGUCAGUGGUCUUAAACCCACUGAAAGUGUAAACCAUAAAAGAAAGUGUUACCCAUAAUUCAACUUGAAAGUUAAUUUGAUAAGCACCAUAAGGUCUUAAGUGUUGCAAAGUUUUUUGUGUUUUUUUGUUUUUCAAAUGUCUUUAAAAGUAUGUCAGAAAAUUUUAUAAAUUGGGUGGCAGCAUGUUUGAAAUGUAAGUAAUGUGGAAGCACAUGCUCAGCUGUGUUUAUUAGAGGAUACUGGAAUCCAACAGCAGUAAUAUCUACUUCAUAACUGCAGCUGUGCUCCUUUUAUGUAUAUAGGCAAUUCUACUUCGGAGCUCACUGAAAUAACAAAGACUUACUAAUUGUAUUUACAGUAGAUACUUUUCUACAGGUAAUAUUACUUAAUGAUCUGAAUAUUAAGUGAUUUGACAUGCUUUAUAACAAUCACAUGUUCAUUGAGUAAUUGACUAUAUGCUGUAUUUUGAGCACUUUAUUUAUUUAUUACCAUAUAAGAACAAUUUCUUCAUUCAAGAUACAAGAUUUUAUAUGCGUACAGUAAGGAUAAAUUAUGCAUGGCUUUGAUCUAUGAAGCACUUCAGUUGAUGCAAAAUAAAUUGUUAUUUUCAUGAUAUGGUCUAAAUUAUUGAGAAGUUAGAAAAUUAAUUUGCUCUAUGCAUUAUGGCACAUUUUAAAAACUGGUUUAGGUUCUUUUGUGAGCUACUGUAAUUAGUACUGACAUACAACCAAAUAUGUGAAGUUCCUGUUUUUGUGUCCACAGUAUUGCAAAAGGGCAUCAUAAUGAAUGCCUCUGUAUUUCAUAGAUACAAUAAAAUAUCUUUUGGAGUGGAGCCUUUAUUAGGUUCUUUUGAAGAAUUGCGGAAAAUAUAAUAUGCUUAGUUUUAAUAUUUUUAUUUGUGUACCAUACAAUAUGUAUAAUUCCAUUUUCAAUAAAAAAAAUAUAUAUAUAUUUACAAAAUAGUAAGACUGUUCUCUACUUUUGUCAAGUUCAUCAGUUUAUGUUUAUCAGUUACCAAAUUAUAUUGUUUUUCACAUUAUAAUGGCUUUAAUUUGUGCAUAUUUAAUAUAUUUGAUCUUUUUGUCUUUUUAUUUUUGUUAUUUUUGUUUUAUUAGAUAUUAGUAUUAGAAAACUUUCAACCAAUAUGGAUACAAUGUUCCAGUUUAAAAAAAAUAUAUUUUCACCCAAAACUGUGUCAUCCCACUAACAUACUAGUCGAAAUAGACAGGUAACAGCAACAUCCCUUUCAGGGAACUAAAUUUUUGUCAAAAGUUAUUGUAGGCACAAACAUUUUGAAAUGAUGUUUGGUGUUCCCUAUCUGUCACUCACUUGACGUUGUGUCAAUGUAGUGACACUAGGGGUCACUCUUGGCAGCCCGAGACACCUCUGGUCUUUGAUAAAAGGCCAAUGAAAAUUGGCAAGUGGUAUUUGCAUACCACUCCCCCGGACAUACAGGUAUAAAAGGAGCUGGUAUGCAACCACUCAUUCAGAUUUUCUCUUCGGAGCCGAACGGUCGAUGCUCACUGAGCUGAAUUCCCACGGCUGUUCAUUCACCUCUGCUGGAUCUGAUGGCGCAUUUCAGUGGCUUCUCCCCCCUCUGCACUGGUACACUGCAGAGAACGCCCCUGGGUGCUUCGGCAGAAAUAAAAGAGUAUAUUUCUUUAAAAGAGCGGCACACACAGAACGUCUUUUUAAAGAUGCGUCUUUUUAAAGAUGCCUUUCCGUUUGUGUAUUAUUCCUGGUUGCGCUCGUUAUCUCUUGCCCUCUGACAGCCACGAUCACUGUCUUUCGUGUCUGGGCGCUGCUCACACGGAGACAGCGUUCGUGGAUGUGUCAUGUACUCAUUGUGAGAACAUGUCCAUGGCAACGAUGCAAUUGAGGCAGAGGGGCAACUAUGGUGCUGAAGUUUCGGAUGAAUCUCCGAUAGUAAUUUGCAAAACCUAGGAACCUCUGUAACUCCUUUACAGUGGUAGGUUGAGGCCAGUUGGUCACUGCCUGCACCUUGGAGCUGUCCAUCUGAACUCCAUUUGGGCUGAUGACAUAUCCCAGAAUUUGGAUGGAUGACUGGUGGAAUAGGCAUUUUUCAGCCUUCAGGUAUAGGCAGUGUUCCUGCAGACAUUGGAGUACCAAUCUUACAUGGUGGAUGUGUUCGCUUAGGGAGGUGGAAUAGAUAAGUAUGUCAUCAAUAUAGACCAGGAAAAAGCAUUGGAGAAUGUCACGGAAGAUCUCAUUCAUGUAAGAUUGGAAGACUGAGGGGGCAGUGACCAGGCCGUAUGGCAUCAUUCGAUAUUCAAAGUGGCCACUAGAGGUGAUGAAAGCGGUUUUCCACUCAUCCCCUUUGCGGAUACGGAUGAGAUUAUAGGCACUGUGGAGGUAGAGUUUGGUGAAGAUGUUUGCCCCUCGUAGGAGUUCCAAGGCUGCUGGAACCAAGGAUAACAGGUAGGAGAACUUAACGGUGAUAUUGUUGAGGGCACGAUAAUCGAUGCAUGGUCGAAGACCACCAUCCUUCUUGGCAACAAAGAAGAAACUUGAGUAGGCCGGAGAGAUGGAAGGGCAAAUAUACCCGUUUCAGAGCCUCGUCUACGUAUUCUUCCAUAGCUCGCUGCUCCGAUAUCGACGGGAUAGAUUUUGCCUCUAGGAAGUGGAGAGCCAGGGAGAAGGUCUAUAGCACAAUCCCAAGGACGGUGUGGAGGAAGUUGGGAGGCAUUUUGGGCACUGAAAACUGGUAAGUAGUCUUGGUAGGCAGAAGGGAUGGUUGUAUUGAGUGAGACAUAUGGGCUCUCUACGGAAGUGGCUAGACAAGAGAUGGAUCUGGGAGGAGAAGGGCGAGUGGGUCUUGAGAGGCACUGAGUAAAGCAGCAUUCACCCCAGGCAACAACUUCUUUGGUGGUCCAGGAAAUUACUGGGUUGUGAUGAAGAAGCCAAGGUAAACCAAGAAUGAGGUCUGUUGUAACAUCAGGGAGAAUGAGUAAUGAGAGUUUCAAUGUGGAGUAUGCAGAUUUGGAUGGUGAGUGGGGUGGUCUGAAGAGUGAUUACUCCUGAGCCAAUAGGUUUGCCGACGACAGAAUGGAUGGGUAAAGGCUUAGUUAAAGGUUCGGUCUGAAUGUUAAGUUGUUGAACUAGAAAGGGAGCGAUGAAGUUGCCUGUGGAACCGGAGUCUAAGAGGGCAUGAACAGAAAUUGAGGAAGUGGAAGUUGAAACAGUAAUGUCUAUGCAAAACGGUUUAUCACAUACAGGUUCACAGGACACUGAGCUUACCAGCAAUCUGGGAGGACAAAUGGGGCAGGUGGUUAUAUGGUGAUUGGCGGCUCCACAAUAGUGGCAAAGAUUGUUGGAAAUACAUCUCUUACGCUCAGUCUGUGUCAGGUGGGUUGUGCCUAGUUGCAUUGGUUCCUCUUCUUCAGCCCUGGUUUUGAGAAGUGGCGGAGCUGAAAAGUCGCAUUGAGCAUUGUAGUAAUCACCAAUCCACACGAAUAGAAAACUGGAUGAGGAAUUCCAAUCCACGAGAAUCAUCUACACUUGCCAGGUGCCUUUGAAGAGACUUGUUUCACCCCUGACGGUAACGGGUAAUUAGCGCAGGUUCAUUCCAGUGACAGGCGGAAGCGAGCGUGCGGAAACAUAAGGCGUAAUCAGUGACUGAUAGUCUGCCUUGGUGAAAACGGCUGAGUUGUUCACUAGCGGAGGAAGCUCCUGCAGCGGACUCAAAAACUUCACGGAAAUGGGUAGUGAAGGCAUCAAUGGACUUCCCCAUUGUAGUGCCUUCCCGGAUAGAAGAGAAAUAAUAUAUGUUAUCUUAGAACGAUCGGUGGAGAAGUUUUGGGGUUGUAACUCAAAAGCCAAAGAACAUUGAAGGAGAAAACCGCUACAAGUUUCAGCAUCACCAGAGUAACACUGGGGAGGAGCAAGAGGGCAGUAAUUACCAGGAAGUUGUACAAAUGAAGAAUCAGGAGCUGGAGUUGAAGGAAAUGCUGAUGUAUUUGAGGUAAGUGAAAGUUUCUCCAGUCGGCGUUGAAUAUCAUGAAGCGCCUCUUGAUGUUGUGUUAGUUGUUAUUCCAACUCGAGAAAGCGUUCCAUCAUAGGCACCAUUACUGCUGAGUUCUGUUUGAUGGUCUAGUCUUCUGUCAGGAAGCCAAGAUGAUGAGUUGAACUCAGAUGCAGUUUUAUUAAUGAACCCAGGAGAAAGCAGAGCAAACACAAAGAAGUAAACAAAGGGCAAAUCAGGAUAUAUAAUAAUCUAGCGACCUGAAGAAUUACAGGAAUAUUACUUUUGAAGACAAGAAUGAAUAGAGAGCUGAGUUAGCUAGGGUGAGUCCAAACGAGACUAGACGGUGACUGAAGUGAGUGGUAAGGCUUUAUACAGGACUGGCUGAUGGUUUGAUGAGGGACAGGUGAGAGUGAUUAGUAAUCAGGUGAGUGAGAGGCAGUUGGAGGAGCAGAGGCUGACGAGGAUGUGACAUUUGGACUGAAAUCAGGAUCUUUAGCAAUUUCUUAUAAACAAACAAUAUCUUUCUUAUUUUUAUUUAUUCUACUCAAGCUCUAAAAGUACUAUUAAUAGAAAAAAAUAUAUUCAUCUAAAUUUGUUUGUUUUGGUAAGAACAAAGAUAUAAUUGCAGAUUCAUCCAUCUGAUAAAUUUCCAUCUUGCUCCAUUUCACAGUAGACUCUUCAUUCAUCAUGUCAAUAUUGGUUGUAGUCCUCUAGACUUUUUUAAUAACUUAAGAAUUUUAAGACUAGUUCUGAUAGAUUUUGUGGUAUACUUGCACCUAGAUACUUUAUCUAUUUAUUUAUUUAUUUAUUUUUGGUUAUCCCAUUUGAAUUUAAAUUGACUUUCAUCUCUGGCCACUGGUGGGCCCAAAAUCAUACCUUCUGGGUAAGAUUCAUUUAAUUUAUAUCCUGACACUCUACUAUAUAGGUGAAUAACAUCCAUUAUUACUGUAAGGGAUUGAUUUAUAUUUCACAUAUAAUAUUUAAAUUGACCAUGGGUCUUCAUGCUGAGCCCCUCUAUAUAAAUUAAACACAUUUGAUAUUGUCCUAUUAACUUUUACUCUUGCUUCUGGUUUAUUAUACAUUAUUUUUAACCAACUCACAAUUUUUUUAUGAAAACCACAUUUUCAAAAGGUCUCAAAAAUAAAUGGCCAUGCAAGCCUAUCAAAGGCUUUUUUUCCACUUCUAAAGUCAGCAAAAAUACUUGCUCUUGAGUUUUACAUGCGUAUUCUAUAAUAUGUAAAGUACGUCUUACAUUAUCCUUCAGUAACCUAAUGGCCACAUAUCCUGACCAGUCUGGAUUAAACAAAAAUGCAAUUACCUCGUUCAAUCUGCUGGCAAUAAUUUAUGUUAUUGGUCUGUAUUUAAUAAAGAUAUCGAUCUGUAUGAAGCACAUUCUUCCAGAUUUUCUCCUUUAUUAAUGUGAUGUUGGAGGGAUUCCAAGUGGAUGCAUAUUCAUUUUCUUUCUAAUGCUCAAUUAAAGGCUUUACAAAACAAGGUAUAAGAUCUUGCAUAAACUCUUUGUAAUAUUAGUUUGAGAAACCAUCACUACCUGGACAUUUUUAAUUUUUCAAAUAUAUUAUGUCUAAUUUCAGUUCUUCUUCUAUUAUUGGUUUAAUAAGCUCAGUAUUUUGUUCAUUUGUAAUUUCAGGUAAAUCAAUAAAAAAAAAACUUUAAAAAAACUUUGUAUUUCCUUUCACUUUCUGGUAUAUACAGUAUAUAUUUUUAUAAUAAUUAAAAAAUUCUUCCACUGACUGUUCACAAUAUUUUCCCCUUUCUUGUUAUAACUCUUAUUAUAGUUGCCUUUUUUAUUUGCUUCAUUAGUUUAGAUGCCAGUAAUCUUUUAGCCUUUGGAACACUAUCAUGAUUCCUUUGUUGGGUAAAUAUUAAGGUUUUAUAGAUUCUUUCAGAUAAUAAUUUAUAUAAUCUGUUUGAUUCAAUUAUAAGUCCCAGGCAUGAUAACAAAACAUUUAAAGGGUCUAUAAGAAUAGUGUGACAUCAAAUAAGUUGAUUUUA